Molecule: messenger RNA, 2366 nt
Organism: Cyclopterus lumpus (lumpfish)
Lineage: Eukaryota; Metazoa; Chordata; Actinopteri; Perciformes; Cyclopteridae
Gene: fndc4a
Product: fibronectin type III domain containing 4a
Exons: 6
Coding region: 448-1110 (220 amino acids)
Molecular function (GO): protein binding
Source: RefSeq, a predicted model, not a curated record
GAGCUGCGGAGCACGAGGGCAGUCUGACAACUUCAGGCGCUGUCCGUGGUGCUGGAUCGCCGCGCGGCGUCCCCCUCGGUCCGUGAGGGGACCGACGAGCCACGUGAGCGUCAUCUCAUCCACGACCUGUUCAUAUACCUGAGCUCCCGCGGGGAUGAUGGACGUCUCCAGUGUUCAGACCGCACAUUGAACUCGGGACACCAGGAUGAGGGACUUGUGGAUUUAAAAAAAAAAAAAAACCUAAAUGAAGAAUCCGGACUCGACAACAUGUGUGUGAGGACGUCGUUUGUCGCGUACUUUCACUGGUUAUCUGUUUAGUGACCAGCUCGAGUCCGAUUCAUCCGGGAAUUCAUCAACAUCUUAUGAAGAUGAACUGAUGUUUAUUUAGUUGCCCUUCGAGCAGAUCUGCGUUAUAAUCUUAAGAAGAGCAACGACACCCACGGAGACAUGGCUCGCCUGCUUGUUUUGGUCAACUCCGUGGUCCUGUUGCUUUUUGGCAGCGACGUGUUCUUGGUGGCAGCAAACCGGCCACCGGCUCCCGUCAAUGUGUCGGUCAUGCACCUGCGCGCUGACUCGGCAACGGUUUCCUGGGAGGUUCCAGAGGGAGAUAUAAUAAUUGGUUUCUCAAUCUCGCAACAGAGACAGGAAGGACACACGCAGCGAUUCAUCCGUGAAGUCAACACCACCAGCCGCUCUUGUGUCCUUUGGGACCUCGAGGAGGAGACAGACUACAUCAUACAGGUGCAGUCGAUCGGCCUCUAUGGGGAAAGCCAAGCCAGCAAGAAGGUCCAUUUUCGCACCCUCAAGAAGACAGACCUCUUCCCCUCCAACAGCUCCAAUCAAGAUGACCCCACUGUGCAGGGUCUGGACAAGGCCCGUCACCUACAGAUGGGAGAGAUGAUCAUAAUUGUGGUGGUCUUGGUCAUGUGGGCAGCCGUUAUUGCCCUGUUCUGCCGGCAGUAUGACAUCAUCAAGGAUAACGACUCCAGCAACAAUAAGGAGAAGGCUAAGCCGUCGUCAGAAAGGAGCACUCCGGAGCACCACAGUGAAGGGCUGCUGAGGAGCAAGUUUCAUCCUUCCGUGCCGUCUAUCAACAUCAUCGAAGUUUAAGAAGAAGGACGCCACACUCUGUCCUCUCUUCUAUCAUCAAUGCAUUUAACGCCUUUCUCGCUGACGAGGAAGAAAGCUGGAAAGAAUGUGUUUGUUUCUGUGGGUCAUCGUCGGUGAGGCUGUCUUUGCAAAAGACAUACAUGCAUGUACAUAGCAUUUGUAGGAAAACUCUAAAGUGCAGGGUACACACCGAUCCACAUGACCCAACACACACUACAUACCCUAAUACACACACACACACACACACACACACCACAUACCCUAAUAUACACACACACACACACACACACUACAUACCCUAAUAUACACACACACACACACACCACAUACCCUAAUAUACACACACACACACACUACAUACCCUAAUAUACACACACACACACACUACAUACCCUAAUAUACACACACACACACACACACACUACAUACCCUAAUAUACACACACACACACACACUACAUACCCUAAUAUACACACACACACACACACACACUACAUACCCUAACACACACUACACUACAGUGUAGUAGCUAACAGAAACCUAUUCCUGCAGGUUGAUAGUACAUAAACUAAUGUUAACCCAUGGUGCAGUUAACAUGAAAUGUAACGUAACAUCGAUGACUUUCAAAAACACGCAAUCGUCUCUGGGAUGCCGGUCUUCGUGACUUUAAAUUCAAAGUGUAUUUUUUACAUUGGCAUGUGCAAUCAGACACCACGUUCACCUGUUAUAUAGGCAACUCAAGCUCGAAAUAAUCAAAACAUGUUUCUUUUUCCAAAUAGUGUUAAUAUAUUACUUCAUCACGAAUGUCUAUAUUAUAUGACUCCCGUGGGGAGAAAGCAAAUUAAUGUCUUCAUUUGUAAAACCCGCCCCAACGACAUGUUUUAAUGUUUAAUGAUAGUCUUAAAGUGCCAUUUUCUGGAUAACAUUGUAUUUUUUCAUAGUUCAUAAAAUACAAACACGUCUGUACAUUAAACAUUCAUUUAAUAAAGUUGCAUGCAGGUCCUUUGCCUGUAGAAUAGCAAUAGAUGUGCAUUCUAAGUUAGAUGCCAAAAAAUGGAGAAAUAAAACAUGAUUGCAGUGCUGUGAAGAAGCUGUUUAUGUUUUCGUCCAUUCGGCCUGCUUUUAGAACGGGGCAUUGUCUUUUAUCAUCCAGCGUUUAAUAUCACAUCUUGCACAUUCCCUGACAAUUGUAUUUCUGGAAGUGUAAAAUAAACCUUCUGUAGAACUAUACCCAUCAUGAAGUUGCAGCUAAUGUA